GCAGAAUCAAAAAGGUUGUGGUUAGGGUGGAGGAGCUUAACAAAUAAAUAGACAGAAUAAGAACACAGCGUACAGAGACAGAAAACCUGAACCUGCAGCUAAAAGACAAAGAGGUACUAAAAACAGCCUCCAUCUGAAGACAGUUUCUACAGAGUGAUCAUGGCUGAGUACAAGAUAGAGGUGACAACAGGUGACAUGCAAUAUGCAGGAACAUGGGACCACAUAUAUGUCACCUUAAUUGGAGCUGAAGGGCAGAGUGAGAGAACUGAGUUGGACAACUAUGGCUUUGACUUUUCAACUGGAACAACAGGGACCUACACCAUGAAAACCAGUUCGUCUCUGGGGAAACUUCUGCUGGUCAAAGUGGAGAAAGACCCGUUUUUGAUUCUCCCAGAAGAUGAGUGGUACUUCUCCAAAAUAGUGGUGACGACUCCGGAAGGAGAAGCCAUUCUUUUCCCCUGUUACAGAUGGAUCUCCAGGGGAGAACUGGUGGAGCUGAGAGGAGGGAAAGCCAUGAAGGGUUGUGAGGAGGACCACCCCCUGUUGAUUGACCACCGGAAAAAAGAGCUCACACUUAAAAAGAGCUUGUACCAAUGGAAGAUUAUGGCUGAUGGACUACCCCAAAUCAUCCAUUUUGAUGAUCCAACUGAGAUCCCACCUGACUUUCGUUUCUCUAAGUCCAAGAUAUCUGAACAAACUUAUUCAAAAAUGAUAAUCGGUCUUGAACUGAAGUUGAAGGGGCUGGUUGGAUCUAAUGAAAAGUGGGAAAGCAUUGAAGACAUGAAAAAAAUCUUCUGCUGCAAAAAGACGCCAAUGUCAGAGUAUGUUACAGAGCACUGGAAGGAAGACGACUUUUAUGGAUCCCAGUUUCUGAACGGAGUCAACCCCAAUGUGAUCAAGCACUGCUUAGAGCUUCCCCCAAACUUUCCAGUCACAGAGGAGAUGGUGAAGCCGUUCCUGGCAGAGGGAACCUCUCUGCAGAAGGAAAUGGAGAAAGGCAACAUAUUCCUCUAUGACCAGAAGAGGAUGAAUGGAAUAACCCCCAGAACCUAUAAUGGUGAACCUCUGCACGUGACUGCUGGUCUCUGUUUACUCUACAUGAACCCAGAAAACAAACUGAUGCCAAUAGCAAUACAGCUGCACCAACAACCCUCUGAGCAGAACCCCAUCUUUCUGCCCAGUGACCCAGAGACUGACUGGCUGCUGGCCAAGAUGUUCAUCAAAAAUGCAGAUUUCAUGGAUCAUCAAGCCGUUCAUCACUUCAUGAACACUCACUUUCUGGCUGAGGUCUAUACUGUUGCCGCUCUCCGCAGCUUCUCUGUGAUUCACCCCCUCUAUAAGCUGCUGGUUCCACACUUCCGAUACACUCUCUACCUAAAUACUAGAGGCCGCAAAGCUCUUUUUGGACCUGAUGGGGUUUUGAGUAUGAGUUCACUUGGCUAUGAUGGACUGCGGGAGCUCAUGAGAAGGGCUCACUCUGAAACAACCUACAGCUCCCUCUGCCUGCCAGAGAACAUCACUGCACGAGGACUGGAGUCCAUACCCAACUUCUACUACAGAGAUGAUGGCCUGAAGCUGUGGAACAUCAUCAACAGCUUUGUGAAGGCAGUGGUGGAGUACUUCUACCCCUCAGACAGUGAGGUGCUUAAAGACACUGAGCUCCAGGAUUGGAUCAGUGAGAUAUUUACACAUGGCUUCUUAGGAAACAAAGCUUCAGGGUUUCCAGCAGGCUUUCAGACUGUCCAGGAAGUGAUCAAGUUCAUCACCAUGGUGAUCUUCACAGUGACGGUUCAACAUGCUGCAGUACACAAUGGGGAGUUUGAUUACCAGUCCUGGACGCCUAAUGGCUCGCUGCUGCUGCACAAAGCUCCUCCGACCACUAAGGGGCAGUCAAGCAAGGAGACAAUUUUGGAGACCCUCCAAAAUGUUGGCGAGACAGUGAAAUUUGCAGCAUUGACUUGGUUGCUUUCAGACAAGUACACAGAUGUUGUUACCUUGGGUUCAUACCCUGAAGAACGAUUCAAUGAGCCUGCCCCUAAGCAGAUGAUGAAGAAAUUUCAAGCAGAGCUGUCCUCCCUCAGUGAAGCAAUUACAACAAGAAACUCACAGCUUGAAGUACCCUACACAUAUCUGAACCCUACUCAGAUAGAAAACAGUGUAACUGUUUGAGAAAGUCUGAAGGAGCCAUUCUGCAUGAAACAAUGGCACCAUGCAUUUCUCAAAACCUGUCUUGCAUGUCGGGAGGUGUGUUAUACUUUGCAUGUGGUAAAUACAAUAGGUGAGGUGUUAGAGCCAGUUAGUGAGGUGUUGCAUGCUGGGACAAAAGGACAAUGUAUAUUUUGGGUAUGUCAUGAUGAGCUGGUCUGUGGUAUGCUAACAAUGUUGAUAUGGUGUUAUCUGAAUCAGUUACCAAUAAAAAACCUUACCAGUUCCUACUGGUACUUAUAUGCAAGUAAGUGAAAGACGAUAACACUAUGGGGAACAGGGGAAUAAUAACUGUUCUUUAAAAGAAACACAUAAUACUCUUUUUUGUAAUGCUGGUAAUCUACUGGGUAUAGUACUGGGAAACAAAAAAUAAGUUUGGGGUAAAGGGUUUAACGUGUAGGCCUAUAUUCUGUGGAACCUAUUGUUGGGAUCACUGGACUCCACAGUUGAUGUAUUUGUGCAACUCUAAACUGGACAUAAAAGCACGUCCUGUAAGUUCAGCCCACUCAAAAUGGCAGCUGAAGCCCCUUUGUUCUUGAGACAAAAGAAAAUCAACUCAGUUUCCCACAGUCCUCCAAGUUUUUGCACCUAGGCCAUUUUUCAUUCUACUGGUCACUAUGGCAAGUGGCCCACAUCGUCAUCUGGUCAAUACAAGGGGAAAGUGUCCAUUAUUCUUUCUCCUAAGACCUCCACAGAGGAGAGUCAUUGGUACUACAGGGCCAUUCUGCCCUUCCUCUGCUUUUUGUCACCUUCCUGCAUGCUCACAGCAGAAAUGACUCUUCUCAUUGAAAUGCUGUCUGAAUGUGGCCCGCUCCAGGCAGACACAGUGCACCAGCAGCCAGACAUAAAGUAUGACAGAUAACUUUUAAGCAAAGGAGCAACAAAGCCAAGUUAGUGCUGAGCUGCUGGAAUACAGCAAAUGACUACAUCAUAAACCACAAUUCUUCCCAGCCAGGCUUUGCCGAAACUGAGUUGAUGUUAGUAGGCUAAUUCUUUAAACAGACACAGACU
Messenger RNA from Epinephelus moara (kelp grouper), 3216 nucleotides. Its product is annotated as hydroperoxide isomerase ALOXE3-like. Bases 160 to 2169 code for a protein of 669 amino acids. Gene Ontology annotation, molecular function: iron ion binding; oxidoreductase activity, acting on single donors with incorporation of molecular oxygen, incorporation of two atoms of oxygen; protein binding. Lineage: Eukaryota; Metazoa; Chordata; Actinopteri; Perciformes; Serranidae. The record is from RefSeq and is a predicted model, not a curated record. The transcript has 15 exons. Gene Ontology annotation, biological process: linoleic acid metabolic process; lipid oxidation.